GUCUCCGUUGUUCAUGUUUUAUUUCUGGUGAACACUGUAUCAGUUGUGCUACUACCAGGUCUAAUCAUAAUCUCACGAGAAGGUGAAUUAAUAUCAGAAAAUCCGUCCAUACUUUUGGAGUUACUAAAACCGACAGUGAUUGUCCCUUUGGUAAGUUAUACUAAUCUUUUAUACAGACCAGGAAAAAAUAUUUUUAAUUAUUACUUUAUGGUUCCUUUAAUUAAUCCUUAAUUAAUCAAUCAAUCACUCACCUGAAUUUGUCUUAUUCGAAAAUUUUCCUCAAUAGCCAGCCUGUGAAUAACAGGUAUGCAUCCGCUCCCCCCGCCUUGGCCUUGGGAGAGCAAUGUUUAUAAUAUCCGAAUUUGCAAACAUUAAAAAAUGCAGUACCUACUGUACUGUACUGUACUGUACUGUACUGUACUGUACUGUACCGUACCGUACCGUACCGUACCGUACUGUACUGAUUUUUGUGAAUGUGAUCGUAAAUGGAAAAUUAAGCUGCAUACAGUACUUCAACAGCAAAACGAGCAUUUUUGUCUUUCACAUCCAAUUUUUAUCCAAGUUGAACCAAAAUUUGAACGAAUGGCCCUUGGCCGACGUCCAUUAGCUCUAUAAAUAUUUGCAUUAAAUUUCGAUAUUACGGACAUUGCACUCUCGAUCUCAAGACCCAUUCAAACCAGGAAAAGGUUAGUUCGCUGACCUCAGAAUGACAUUUCGUCAAAACUUUUUUCUUCAAGAUUGGUUUAGAAACAAACUUGGAGUAGGGUUAGUGUUUGAAAUAGGGUUAGUGUUAGUAAAACCGUUGCUUUGUUGCAUAUUAUCACUCUGAGGCCAGCGAAAUAACUUAUUCCUUAAAACCAGUCUAACAACGUCCAUUAUUGUUGGUCAAAAAUUUUAAAUAAGACCAACCCUGAUUCAACAUCAUUCAAAAUUAUCAAAAUUAAUAUAAUAUUCAAACGGGUCCAACAAUGUUGUAUCGAACAAUGUAGGAUGAUGUUUGGACCAACAUGUUGGCCUGCUUUGAACGAGCCGUUGGGAUCCCUAUCUACGUACUCCGAGUUUAUUUUUUCAAAAUGUUGGUUAAUGUCGAUUUCUCAUUUUCUUUAGGUGUGUCUAAAGUUAUUCGAGAUGAUAACUAUGCUGCUACAUAUCAAGAUCACAGGUGUGACUACACAUGUCAUGACAAGAAGUCUUGCAUGGAUACCUUCCUGCAUUUCUGUAGGUGUGGUAUGUAAGAUUGAAGUCAUGGUCUCUUCUUUUAAAGCAUACUGGAUUGUAUUGGGUUCAUAUAUACUUUAUGUUAUACCUGACGAUUCAGAUGCGAAACGACCAAGGUAG
Messenger RNA from Paramuricea clavata, 1338 nucleotides. The record is from the annotation of a GenBank genome assembly. NCBI's taxonomy places the organism in Eukaryota, Metazoa, Cnidaria, Anthozoa, Malacalcyonacea, Plexauridae.